This is a messenger RNA of Danio rerio (zebrafish), 2601 nucleotides long. It is a transcript of the gene pfkma, whose product is annotated as phosphofructokinase, muscle a. The record is from RefSeq and is marked validated. Lineage: Eukaryota; Metazoa; Chordata; Actinopteri; Cypriniformes; Danionidae. Gene Ontology annotation, biological process: glycolytic process; fructose 6-phosphate metabolic process. Gene Ontology annotation, molecular function: 6-phosphofructokinase activity; ATP binding. Gene Ontology annotation, cellular component: cytoplasm.
GCACGUCUUUCAUUUGCCUCCUUUUCCAAUCCCAUCUGCCGCCAAAUUCUGGAAUACCUGAACCAUGGCUAACAUAAACACGACUGAGGUGGAUCCAACAAAGAUGGGGGUCGGACGGGCCAUCGCUGUGCUGACGUCAGGUGGUGAUGCCCAGGGGAUGAAUGCAGCUGUGAGGGCCACUGUCAGAGUUGGUCUUUACACUGGAGCUAAAGUCUUCUUCGUCCAUGAGGGCUAUCAGGGAUUGGUUGAUGGAGGGGAUCACAUCCGUCCUGCUACAUGGGAGAGUGUGUCCAUGAUGCUGCAGCUGGGUGGGACAGUAAUUGGCAGCGCCCGCUGUAAGGAUUUCCAGACCAGAGAAGGGCGUUUAAAGGCUGCAUACAAUCUUGUCAAAUUAGGCAUCACUAACCUCUGUGUAAUCGGCGGUGAUGGCAGUCUGACCGGUGCCAACAUAUUUCGCACAGAGUGGAGUGACUUGCUGAAAGAUCAUGUCAGCAAAGGUAAGAUCACCAAGGAAGAGGCCAAAGCUUCAUCUCAUCUGAAUAUUGUGGGUAUGGUUGGCUCCAUAGACAAUGACUUUUGUGGAACGGACAUGACUAUUGGCACAGACUCGGCCCUGCAUCGCAUCAUUGAGGUGGUGGACAGUAUCACCACAACAGCACAAAGCCACCAACGUGCGUUUAUCCUGGAGGUCAUGGGCAGACACUGUGGCUAUCUAGCACUGGUUACUGCUCUUGCAUGUGGUGCCGACUGGGUGUUUAUUCCAGAGAUGCCUCCAGAUGAUGGCUGGGAGGAGCACUUGUGCAGAAGACUAACAGAGACCAGAAAUGCAGGUUCUCGUCUCAAUGUGAUCAUCGUGGCUGAGGGAGCCAUCAAUAAAGAAGGACAACCAAUCACCUGUGACCAGCUGAAAGAUCUGGUGACAAAGAGGCUGGGCUUUGACACUCGUGCCACUAUUCUUGGACACGUGCAGAGAGGUGGAACCCCUUCAGCUUUUGACAGAGUGCUAGGCAGUCGGAUGGGUGUGGAGGCUGUAAUGGCUCUGCUGGAAGCCACUCCAGAGACCCCUGCGUGUGUGGUCAGUCUGACCGGGAACCAGGCUGUUAGACUCCCCCUGAUGGAGUGUGUACAAGUGACCAAGGAUGUCACUAUUGCAAUGAAUGAGGGUCGAUUCGAUGAUGCUGUAAAGCUCAGAGGAAGGAGUUUUGAGAAUAACUGGAACACAUAUAAGCUUUUGGCUCAUAUUCGCCCCCCAGAUAAGAAGAGUAACAUUAAUGUGGCCAUCCUGAACGUGGGUGCUCCCUGCGCUGGCAUGAACGCAGCUGUGCGUGCAGCUGUUAGGAUCGGCAUCAUCCAAGGCCACAACAUGCUGGCGGUCCAUGAUGGCUUUGAGGGUCUGGCUCAAGCAAAGAUUGAGCCUAUCACCUGGAACACUGUUGGAGAUUGGACAGGGAAAGGUGGAUCUGACUUGGGAACUAAAAGACUAUUGCCUGGAAAAUACAUGGAGGAGAUCAGCCUGAAUAUUGCCAAGUAUAAUAUUCACGCUCUGGUUAUCAUCGGUGGUUUUGAGGCAUUUUCAGGUGGACUGGAAAUGGUUCAAGGCAGAGAAAAGUAUGAAGAGCUGUGUAUUCCUAUGGUGAUCAUUCCUGCUACUGUAUCAAACAACGUGCCCGGCUCAGACUUCAGCAUUGGAGCAGACACUGCCCUUAAUACCAUCACCACGACCUGUGACAGGAUCAAGCAGUCGGCAGCAGGAACUAAGCGACGUGUGUUCAUCAUUGAAACUAUGGGAGGAUACUGCGGUUACCUGGCCACAAUGUCUGGUCUCUCUGCCGGAGCUGAUGCUGCUUACAUAUUCGAGGAGAAAUUUGGCAUUCGUGACCUAGAGAGAAAUGUGGAACAUCUUGUUGAGAAGAUGAAAACCACUGUUAAGAGAGGCCUAAUUCUCAGAAAUGAGAACAGCAAUUCCAACUACACCACCGAUUUCAUCUUCAACCUGUAUUCAGAGGAAGGGAAAGGUGUUUUUGACUGCCGUAAGAAUGUCCUUGGCCAUAUGCAGCAGGGUGGCACCCCAACACCUUUUGAUAGAAACUUUGCUACCAAAAUGGGUGCCAAGGCUGUUCUCUGGCUGACAGAAAAACUGAAGGAUUGUUAUAGACAUGGGCGAAUCUUUGCCAACACCCCAGACUCUGCAUGUGUGUUAGGCAUGAGGAAGAGAGGACUGGUGUUACAGCCUCUAGCUGAAUUGAAAGAAGAGACCGAUUUUGAACACCGUAUACCAAAGAGCCAGUGGUGGUUAAAGCUGAGGCCUAUUAUGAAGAUCCUGGCCAAGUACAAGAUUAAUCUGGACACCUCUGAACAUGCUCUAAUGGAGCACGUUGUCAGCAAGAAGCCUCCGGUGCACAUGACCCUCACAAAGUAAAUCGGGAGUGUGAAUGAGGACAGAUGUGACUACACAGAGCAAACACUUCAAGAGAACGAUCAGGAAUGUAGCUAGUUCUGUUGUGUAUUCACCUCUCUGUUGUAUUCUUUCAUCUUGUUUGUAUUUAUAGUAUUUAUGAUAUUGCAAUGUAUCCAAAGUAAAAUUAUCUAAUAAUUAUUAAA